AUGCAAGAGCACCAGCCGCCCGAAAUCAUCGGCAACCACAAGGUGCAGCAAGUCACGGCGGAAAAGGCAGCAACGCAAGUUUCUCCUCAUCGUUUGCAGCAUCCUGGCACAAUUUUGGAAGCUGGCGGCAAUAUCGACGCCUCGGCGUUCACACACGUUCAUCCAUGUCACCAGCCCAGUGGUGCUGCCACGCCUAUCGGCGCGUUGGUAGCGCACGUUGCCGUCUCGUCAACAGCAAAGCCUACCACCGGCCAAUCGCCAGUCAUACCCUCAAGUCCUCUUGCCUGUGCAGGAACAGCGGGCCUUGCACCGUUCAACCCACUUGGGCCUUACAGUCCAUUUACACAGCGAUCCCCUAUCCGGGCACAUCAAGCCGAUUCGUUGCCGGAAACAUCAGUUGCAGGCAUCCAGCCCACCAGCGCAUCAUCGGAAAAUGGAUUCUCUAUGCCAUCCGUACGCGUGCCGGCGUACAACCCUUUCCAGCAGGCCAACAACAGCCUCAUCAACAACAUCGACUCCUUGUACAAGUCCAGCACAGAUACCGCAUCAGCCAUCAUGCCAACGACGACAACAUCUCUAGCAACACGGCUCAAUCCGUUCCCCACCAGCAUACCCGCAGCCUACAGCCCCUUGCAGUUACAGCAGCAGCAACAACAACAAAACAGCAUUGGGCCAAUGAUGGCGGCGACCCAAAUGUCCAUCACAUCCCUAACCCAUCCCUCCUCAUGCUCAACUGUCCACGAAUCAGCCGCACCUACAAUCACUACUACUACUGCUACCAACACCGCCGCCAACGAAAGCCGAACGUAUCCGGAAGCGCCCAACCGCGCACAAGGCGCAACAACCGUCACUGCCCCACUGACCCCGGCAACACCCGAUGCAAUCCCCAUGAACUGCCCAGCUCCAAUCAUACCAAUCAUACCAAUGCCUCAACCGGUGACACUGUCAGAAUGCAACAGCAGCAGCAGCAACAGUCCUCGUCAAGUCACAGCCUCAGCCGCGACACCCACUGCAGCACCCGCCGGCCAGGAAAUUCCUCAGCGGCCCACAUUGCCGCGUCCCGCGCCGCUAUCCAACCUGGCAGCUGCAGCACCCGCUUUUGGUGCAUCCGCACUUCCGUCGCCGCCGACUGACCGAGACCACCAGCUAGCGGUAACCACGACGGUGGCGGCGGCGGCGGCCGCUAUCGCGGUCGCAGAGCCAGCCGCCGCUGUCCCUGGCACGUCGCCGCAGCCGUCCCUGGCCGAUCCACCGCAGCUCCCGACGCUCCUGCUGCGGGUGCAGCCCCUGGACGGCUCCCAACUGCACCAGCGACAGCAGCAGCAAGGCCUGGCUUUCCUAGCUGCGGCAUCGGCCCAGGGGGUGACGCUGCACCCUCAUCCACAGCAUGCAACGGAGCAGCAGCAGCAGCAGCUUCAGCAGGAUGCUGGGGAGCCGCUUGAACCGGAAUUCAAUGAGCUUCAAAGGCGGGUGGAGUUCCUCAUGGAGAUGGUAGGUGGAUGUGCUGAUGCGUCCACGUGCCGGGAUGUGCUGGCCCAGGUAGACGGGGACAUGGAGCGCGCGUCGCACAUCAUGGUCGAGUUGUACUGCGGGGGUGCUGGCGGGGGCGUCGGCGCUCUUGCGUCGGCGCCAGCUUACGGCGUAUUGAACGAGCACCCCCUUGGUGGCCUCCACGCGGCCGGCGGCGGCGGCAGCGGCGGCACCGCUGUCGCUGGGCCAUCUUCCAGCGGGCCUGCUAGUUUCGGAUUCCCUGGUGCUAGCGGCAUGGAGGAGGAGGAGGAGGAGGAGGUGGAGGCUGCCAGCAGCCGACCUGGCGAGAUGUACAAUGCUUGCGGUUACUUUGACGAGGAGGAUGUCUCGCCAGCAGGCAAGUCUUGUUAUCCGCAGGGGUACUCGAGACACCUCCAGCAGCAGCAGCAGCAGCAGCAGGAAGAUUACUGGGAGCAUUGGGACCAGCAAGGGCGGUCUGUCCUGGAUGGCGCGGCCAGCUCCUGGGACGGGGUAGCUGCCGCGGCGGCUGUAGCCACGGCAAGCGGCUCCCACCGCGGCCGUGACGGCGCAGUUGGGACGUGGGAGGAAUGCAAUUGCUCCUCCGACCCGUGGGUUACGACAGGCAACGUGUACGACACAGUCGAUGGCGGCGGCGGCUGCGGCGGCGGCGGCGCUGAUGCGUGCGGAACUCUGGUGGUGGAUGCGCCGCGUUUCGACGCUCCGGAGGGGGAGGGGGAGGAGGCUGCAGGAGGUGAUCUGGGGCGCAGUCUGGAGACCGUCAUGGGCCAGGCGGCGCACCAGUACCAGCACCAGCACCACCAGUGGCAGCAGCAGCAGCAGGGCCGGGGGCCCGAGGCUGGUGCGGCCACUGAGGAGAAGAUGGAGGAGCUGCGCAUCUACUUUCCCAACCUGAGUGAAGACACUUUGCGGACACAUCUGGUGUUCUUCAACGGCGAUGUGCAGCAGGCGCUGCAGCUGCUCAGUGAGUUACACGAGGACGAGAUCUACCGCAGAAUCGAAAUGGAGCGCCAGGCAGAGUCGGACGCGGCACUGGCCAGGAGGCUGGCGGAGAGUGCCAGCAGCCCGGGUACCCGCGAUGUGGUCGCCGGGGGGUAUUACUCCUUGUUGGGGAGGGGGGAGACAGCGGGCCCCGAGGAGGAAGAGGCGGAGCAACAGCAGCAGCUUCAACAGCAGGUGCGUUGCAUGGCCGUUUCCGGUAGCGCUGGUGCAUUGGAAGCGAAUCCGCUGGCCGGCGCCGCCGCGGCCGCCGCCGCAGCAGCAGCAGCAUCAGCAGCCGGGGCAUCCGAAAUGGGCGGCGGUGCCGGUUGUUCUGGUGAUGUGCGGGGGCCGUCCGGGGGGCACUGGGGUCUCAAGCUGCUGGUGCGCAUGUUCGGCGGAGGGGAGGUCGACGAGGAGCUGCUGGCGGAGGUGCUGGAGAACCAAGGGGGGGAUGUGGAGGCCGCACGUUCUGCCCUGCGGGGUAUGGGACUGGUUGAGAACCAGAUGCAGUCACAGGUGAAGCAGACGAAGCAGUUGCCGGGCUCAACCCCGGCGCGCGCUGAGCUAGGGGACCCAGGUGACAGCGACCCCUGGUUCUGGAGCGGCGAAACCGCCAUAUCCACGACGGCUGCGGGGGCAGGGCCCUCCUCGUCGUCGUCGUCGUUGGUGACUCCAGCCGAGCUGGGGGCACCGUUGGGCAGCCACCGCUGUCCCUCCUGGCAAGAGCGCGGCGAUUACGGCGGCUGUGGCCUGACAGGAUGCCUGCCUCGUACGGGGAGCUUCAGCAGCAGUGAAGCGUUUCAGAGCUCCUCUGUGGCCAUCCAGAACCAGAAACAGCAGCAGCAGCAGCAGCAGCCGGGCACGUCAGGGAGUGCGUCGUUUGGCAGGCACGGUGGCGGAGGUGGCGGAGGUGUGAGUGAGGUCCAUCCCCCCCAGCCCCCGCAGCCUCUGGGGCCCAUCCGGAUUUUGGCGAGUCUGGGAGUGGACUAUCAGGAACUGGGCUUUUCCGAGGAGGCGCUGCGGUGCAUUCGGGUGGCCUUUGACAACUCGGCUCUGCGGGACCUGCUGAUGCUGCAACGGAGCGGCGCCAACUCACUGCCGGAGGCAUGGGGAUGGCGGCGCCCUGGAGGGGCAAUCGGACAGCCGGGUCGCGGCCUCACCCACGAGGAGAAGCAGGCUUUGUGGGCCCAGCAUCGGAAGCUGCCACUAGCCCUCAAGGAGAUGCAGGAAGUGCUGCGACGCGGCGCCCGGGCUGCCAGCGAGGCGCCCGGAUCUAAGCGACUGGGACAGGAGCUCCUUCGGGCG
Volvox carteri f. nagariensis is the source of this 3795-nucleotide messenger RNA. RefSeq lists its product as uncharacterized. Gene Ontology annotation, molecular function: ubiquitin binding. The record is from RefSeq and is a predicted model, not a curated record. The annotation marks the transcript as partial. The transcript is spliced from 14 exons. NCBI's taxonomy places the organism in Eukaryota, Viridiplantae, Chlorophyta, Chlorophyceae, Chlamydomonadales, Volvocaceae.